AUGAAAGGAGCAACUUCUCUCCCGGAGCUCACCAUACAACCUGUUGAUCAAGAGCGUCAUGCUUCAGAUGACCUUCCAGGCGAGCUCCAAUCGGAAAAAAGGCCCAACUCAUCGUCCGGCGAUGAGGCCGCAGCUCAGGAGGGAGUGAAGUCCUACGUUGAACUGGUCCUAGUGACAAUCUCAUUGGGGUUAUCGGUGUUCUGCAUGUAUCUGGAUACAACCAUUCUAGGGACAGCUUCCUCCAGGAUCUCCACCGAAUUCCAUUCAUUACAGGAUGUUGGAUGGUAUGCGAGCUCGUACCUCCUCACAUCUUGUAUAGCACAGUUGCCCUAUGGCCAGUUGUAUAAUUUCUACACAGCCAAGUGGGUGUUUCUGGGUGCACUGGGUAUCUUUGAAAUAGGAUCCCUCAUCUGCGCCAUGGCCCCAACGUCAGCGGUCUUGAUUUGUGGUCGAAGUAUUGCCGGUAUCGGGAGUGCAGGUAUAUUCUCGGGGUUCUACGUCGUCAUGGGGUACAGUACUCCGGUGAAGCAUCGAGCAUUGUACAACGGUAUCCUUGGAAGUGUACCGGCUAUUGCCAACGUUGCUGGCCCGGUGUUAGGGGGUGUGUUCACAGACCGGCUCUCGUGGCGCUGGUGCUUCUACAUCAAUUUGCCCGUGGGAGGCGUGGCCGCCCUUUGCAUGCUCUGUACGCACGCCGUGAAGCCAAGCCUCAAAGGCGCCGGGUGGCGCGAGAAACUCGAUGCCUUCGAUCUGGUUGGAAAUGCCUUCUUGGUUCCCGCGCUCGUCUGCCUCAUGCUGCCCGUCCAGAUGGGGGGCACGACCCCUUGGGAGUGGGACAGCGCACGCGUGAUAGCACUCUUUGUUGCAUCUGGUGUCCUGGCCAUCAUCUUCGGCGUCCAUCAAGUUUGGCGCGGGGAUCGUGCUCUGCUGCCCCUCCGCAUUUUACGGAACCGGGAUCUGAUGGCGGGUGCCUGGUUCAAUCUCUGCAUCGAAGGCGCUCUUCUCGUCAUCACAUACUAUCUCCCGAUCUGGUUCCAGGCCGUCAGAAAUGCGUCCGCUAUCAAGUCCGGUGUGAUGACUCUGCCCACCAUGCUGGGUCUCAUCCUCACUGCGACAGCAACCGGUGGGCUGGUGGCUGUCGUCGGCUACUAUACGCCGUUUGUCAUCGCAUCGUCGAUUAUCACGCCCAUCGGGGCCGGCCUCCUCACCACCCUGGCCGUCGACUCCACCACGGCCCACUGGCUAGGCUACCAAGUGCUUAACAGCGUGGGAGUGGGCAUCGGCUGUCAGAACGUGAUGCUCGUACCGCAGUUCGCCGUUGGCCCCGGCGACGUGUCCAUGGCGAUCUCCAUUUUCUUCUUCACUCGGACCCUGACCAGCUCCAUUUUCCUCGCCAUCGCCCAAUCCAUCUUCCAGAAUCAACUGGCGCGAAAUCUUCGCAGCCACACGGAGUUACCCGUUGAUCCCGCCGCCGUCAUCCACACCGGUGCCUCUCAGGUCUCCGAAAAGUUUUCUUCCGAUGUCCUGCCGAUCAUUUUGGACGCAUAUAACUCUGCCUUGACUCGGAGUUUUGUUGUGGCGAUUGCGCUCAGUGCUCUGUCUAUAUUGGGAUCUGUCUGUCUUUCAUGGAGACGCAUCAAUGAGGGGUAUCAACGAAAAUGA
This is a messenger RNA of Aspergillus campestris IBT 28561, 1662 nucleotides long. Its product is annotated as MDR family MFS transporter. Gene Ontology annotation, biological process: transmembrane transport. Bases 1 to 1662 code for a protein of 553 amino acids. NCBI's taxonomy places the organism in Eukaryota, Fungi, Ascomycota, Eurotiomycetes, Eurotiales, Aspergillaceae. Gene Ontology annotation, molecular function: transmembrane transporter activity. The record is from RefSeq and is a predicted model, not a curated record. The transcript has 4 exons.